AAGACGCGGCUCCAGCAGGCGCGGGGGUGGGAAGACCCAGGUGCAGCCCCCCCCCCCCACACCGCACCCCGUCUCCGGCCGGUGCAAAGAGCCCGGUCCGUGCACCAGCGAGCCGCGCCCCCGCCCGGCAUGGAGGUGCAGAAGGAAGCCCAGCGCAUCAUGACCCUGUCGGUGUGGAAGAUGUACAACUCCCGCCUGCAACGCGGCGGCCUGCGACUGCACCGGAGCCUGCAGCUCUCGCUGGUCAUGCGGAGCGCCCGGGAGGUCUAUCUCUCGGCCAGGCUGGAGGAGGACGAGGAGGGGCGGCUGGGGCCGCAGCCCUGCCCGGGGGAGGAAGGGGCCGGCCAGCCCCCACUGCCGCCCGCCGCUGCCUCCCCAGGCCCGCCGGCGCCGGAGGAGCGGGCAGCCCCCGUGGCCCGUGGAAACGCCCCGCGCGCCGUCGAUCCGGAGCCCAUGGAGACGCAGGACAGUAGCGGGGACUUGCCCCCGGCGGCUCCAGCGCCCGCGGCCGGCCGGCGGCCGGCGCGGGGGGUUUCGUUGCCGCCCCCGGGCAAAGCCAGCAGGAAACGGCGGAGCAGCAGCUUGGACAAGCCGGGGGCCGCCGAGGCCGGGCUGGUGCCCACCAAGAAGGCCCGGCUGGAGGCGGAGGAGGAGGAGGGCGAGCGGCAGCCGCAGGGACAGGACGGCCCCUUCCCCAGCCUGGCCAAGGUCCUGCAGACCCGCUUCUCCGGGAUGCUGCGGGGCGGCCCGCCCAAGGGCCCCGAGCCCACGCCGGGCUGCCGGCCCGGGGACGGGGUGCUCAGCAUACUGGUCCGAGCCGUGGUGGCCUUUUAAAUCCCCUUCCCCGCCGCUCGGGGGGACUCGUGGCUGGGGGACCUGCCCCGCGGCGCGCAGCGGCUCGCUCGGCUCCUGGCGGGAGCCAUGGGGCAGGAGGGGGGGGUCGCUUUUGGGGGCGCAGCCCCCCUCUCCCUGGCGGAGGGGGGGCGGGAGCCGGCCGUGCCUCCCGGGGCGGGAGAGACACACACGGAGGCCGGGCACGGAGCGAGAGCACAGCGGAAGCAAGAUCGGACUUUCCCCUCCCCACCCUGCUGGGUCCAGGGGGGAGGCGAGACAAAAGGAUCCGCCGGAGCUGGGACCGAGAGACGCCGCCGCUUUGUGUGUGGGCGGGG
Molecule: messenger RNA, 1169 nt
Organism: Terrapene triunguis (Three-toed box turtle)
Lineage: Eukaryota; Metazoa; Chordata; Testudines; Emydidae
Product: immediate early response gene 2 protein
Exons: 1
Coding region: 130-834 (234 amino acids)
Source: RefSeq, a predicted model, not a curated record